AUGACUCCAGCCUCGGGCACCUCUGGUGGAGUAGCGGUGAUGCGCCGGAUUAUUUUAGGCUUGGCGGCUUGGUGGCUCCUUCGACUGGUACCCAAGUUGUUGCGCAUCGGGCUAUUGCCGCUCAGGUGCCCACCCAAGCGGGACCCUUUCGUGGUCGUCAGCUACUACCUGCGCGAUUGUCAGGACUUGUCGGACCACGACAUGUUCAUUCUAUACAAGAUAGGACGUCUGGGUUGGAGUUUCCUCAGGUCCUACACCAUCGGAAGCGACUUCAAUAUGCCGCCAGCGCGCCGAGGAUAA
Molecule: messenger RNA, 300 nt
Organism: Prorocentrum cordatum
Lineage: Eukaryota; Dinophyceae; Prorocentrales; Prorocentraceae
Source: the annotation of a GenBank genome assembly